AUGCUCCCCACGUGGCGUAUGAGGGCCCUGGCUAGAAGGUUUAUACUUGGGCUUAAACCCGAAUUACACAGGGAUACCAAUACGGCUGCUCAGAAUGAUAAGAUAACUAUUUCCAAGAUACUGGCAUUUGUGCAAGGUAACGAGACUAGGUUACAGGAAGAAGAAGAAGCCCUGGAGAAGCAAAAAGAUAGAGAGUUCAACAAGAGGGCUAAGUCUAUUACUAGUGCCCCAUCUCAAAGGUCCAAUUUUAAUCAGAAGGGUCGAAGCUUCGGGACAUCAGGCUCACAGUCACAGGCCAACGUGAUCAACCGUGGUUUCCAACACCCUACUUGCAACACUUGUGGUAAGGAAAAUUCAGGAGUAUGCCAUUCGGGCAUGGAUGGUUGUUUUGGGUAUGGUCAGCUAGGUCAUUUUCUGCGGGAUUAUCCGUUACCAAGACAGAAUACUAGAGGUAACAGUAAUGUAGCUCAGUCCACUAAUUCAAUAGCUCCUCAAAAUUCCCAAGCUCAGCAGGGGCGUGGUGUAGCAAAGUCUAGAAAUACAGGCCAUGGUCAGAACCGUCUGUAUGCACUAUCAGGACAUCAGGAUACAGAGACUCGUGGAGAUGUUGUCAUAAUAUUUGCGGGCAGAGCUACAACUGUUGAAGAUUAUUCUGUCCAUAAUUUCGCCAUUGCUGGCCGUCGGUCAUCUCUCUGGUCUCUGUUAAUGGCUUCCUCGCUUGUUAUAUACAGAAGUAUAAAUGUUUACAACACUUUAAAAUACAGUAACUUGUCUCAACAUUCAGUAAAGAAGUAUUUUACCAAAGUACCGAAAUCCAGUGUAGCUUCUUCUAGUCAACCUAACCAGGAAGCAAAUGCCCACCAUUCAGAAAUACCAUUACCUUCUUCUCAAAAAUUUGAUUUGAGUACUUUAAAUUAUGAUCCGGGUGAAAGAACCCCAAUCUUGGACUAUCAUCCAAACCAUCGUGAUGUUAUUAGAAGAGCAUACCUUAUUAAUGGUCCUUGUCAACCUCGAUUGCUUCAGCAUGAGUAUCCUCAAACGAAUAUUUCUAGAUCAAUGCGUCGUUUUAAUUCUGAAUGGUUUGAUGAUGUAUAUCAUGAUUGGUUGGAGUAUAGUGUUAGUAAAGAUGCAGUCUAUUGUUUGUAUUGUUAUCUAUUUAAAGGCUACAACACUAAUCAAGGUGGGGGUGAAGUAUUUUCAACUAUUGGGUUUAAGAGUUGGCAGAAAAAGAAGAAUCUUGGAAAACAUAUUGGUCUACCGAACAGCCCACAUAACCAGUCAAAAAAGAAAUGUCAAGAUUUAUUGCGGGUACAACAGUCUAUUCAUUUUGCACUUGAGAUGCAAUUUAGUCAAUUUAAGCAUGCAUAUUGGGUCCGGUUAAGUGCUUCAGUUGAUGUAGUAAGACUUCUUAUAACUCAAGGAUUGGCAUUUCGAGGUCAUGAUGAAUCUAAAUCAUCACUUAGUAGGGGUAAUUUUCUUCAAAUUCUCUCAUGGUAUGCGAAAAAGUGUGAUAAUAUUCGUGAUUAUGUACUAGAACAUGCUCCUCAAAAUGAUCAAAUGACUUCUCCAAUAAUUCAUAAAGAUAUUGUCAGGGCUUGUAAGAUAGAAACAAUUAAAGCUAUUCUUGAGGAAUUAAAUGGUGACUACUUUUCUUUACUAGUUGAUGAGUCUUUUGAUGUGUCACGCAAGGAGCAAAUGGCUAUUGUCUUACGAUAUAUUGAUAGAAAUGGAUUUGUGAUGGAGCGGCUUCUUGACAUUGUUCAUGUUCAAGAUACUAGUGUUUUAUCUCUAAAGAGGGCAAUUGCUAAUUUACUUGCUCAACAUUCCUUAAGUCUAUCAUAUGUGCGUGGACAAUGUUAUGAUGGGGAAAGCAAUAUGCAAGGUGAAAUCAAUGGCCUUAAAAUGUUGAUUAGGCAAGAAAGUAGAUCGGCCCAUUCCAUUCAUUGUUUUGCUCAUCAACUUCAACUAACUCUUGUUGCGGUCUCGAAAAAAUGUAUUCAAGUGGGAAAACUUGUAGUAUUAGUUUCAAAUAUUUUGAAUGUAUUGGGAUCUUCUUUUAAGCGUAUGGAUGAAUUUCGAGAUUCUCAAAAAGAAAGAAUUCAAGAGGCAUUAGAUUUGGGUGAGCUUACAACCGGUAGGGGCUUGAAUCAAGAACUCGGUCUUUCAAGAGCUUGUGAUACGCGUUGGGGAUCUCAUUUUAAAUCUUUCAACAAUUUUAUUCUUAUGUUUGGCUCUAUUCUUAAUAUUCUUGAAUCACUUGUUCUUGAUGCACGAUUAUUGGAUGAAAGAGCCAAGGCAAUGGGAUAUCUUGAAGCAAGUCGAACAUAUGAGGUUGCGUUCAUGUUGCAUUUGAUGAGUGAUGUUUUAGCAAUCACAAAUGAGCUUAAUAAAUGCUUACAAAAAAACGAGCAAGAUUUGGCAAAUGCCAUGCUACUUGUUGAAGUAGCAAAAAUAAAGUUGCAAGCGUAUAGGGAUGAAGAAUUGGAUUCUCUUAUUGCUAGGCCAUAUGUUAUCUCUUUAAGAUCACAAAGGAGACUUGGUGACAAUACAGUCUCACAUCAUUAUCGUGUUGAGGUAUUUUGCAAUAUUAUUGAUUGGCAACUUCAAGAACUUAAAGAUCGUUUUGGCGAAGCGACGACUGAUUUGCUUCAUGGAAUUUCUUGUUUGAAUCCAAUUGACUCAUUUUCAAGUUUUGACAUCAGGAAAAUAAUGAAAAUGGCUAAAUUAUACCCUGAUGACUUUAAUGAAUUCAAUAUAGGUUCUCUUGAGAAUCAACUUGCAAGUUACAUUAUUGAUGUUCGUGAUGUUGAUGAAAGGUUCUCCAAUCUAAAAGGGCUUUGUGAUCUUUCAAAAAAAUUAGUACAAACAAAGAAGCAUUCAAAUUAUCCUCUUGUAUUCCGCUUAGUGAAACUUGCUUUGCUUCUGCCGGUUGCCACAGCAUCCGUUGAAAGAGCCUUUUCAGCAAUGAAGUUUAUCAAGAAUGACUUGCGGAGUCAAAUGAGUGAUGAUUUUUUUAGUGGUUGUUUGGUGCCUUAUCUAGAAAAAGAUAUAUUUGAUAAUGUUUCUAAUGAUGUUGUUAUUAAGACAUUUCAAGAUAUGAAACCUCGUAGAGUACAAUUGUAA
Lycium barbarum (goji berry) is the source of this 3123-nucleotide messenger RNA. RefSeq lists its product as uncharacterized. NCBI's taxonomy places the organism in Eukaryota, Viridiplantae, Streptophyta, Magnoliopsida, Solanales, Solanaceae. Gene Ontology annotation, molecular function: protein dimerization activity. The record is from RefSeq and is a predicted model, not a curated record. Bases 1 to 3123 code for a protein of 1040 amino acids. The transcript has 7 exons.